Messenger RNA from Spizellomyces punctatus DAOM BR117, 825 nucleotides. Its product is annotated as GTP cyclohydrolase I. Gene Ontology annotation, molecular function: GTP binding; GTP cyclohydrolase I activity; zinc ion binding. NCBI's taxonomy places the organism in Eukaryota, Fungi, Chytridiomycota, Chytridiomycetes, Spizellomycetales, Spizellomycetaceae. The record is from RefSeq and is a predicted model, not a curated record. Bases 1 to 825 code for a protein of 274 amino acids. The transcript is spliced from 4 exons. Gene Ontology annotation, cellular component: cytoplasm. Gene Ontology annotation, biological process: tetrahydrobiopterin biosynthetic process; tetrahydrofolate biosynthetic process.
AUGUCUACCGAGGCCGCGAAUGUAAAGAACAGCACGGUAAAGGAGCCUGGCUCACCCGAAAAGCCAUUUGACUCAACAGGAAGUGAAACAAGUGAUGGAAGACCCUCUCUUAUCACUCGGUUCCACUCGUCGGUUCUGGAUCCAGAGAGAAGUUCAUCUCCUUACCGCGUAGCGGAGGCAAUCGACCGUGAGGGUGGCUUGCUCUGGCCAUCAAAGGGCACCAAAUUGCGCAAAGACGAGUCACCCGAAGAGAGGAAAGAGCGCCUCGAGCGGAUGGCGGGUGCUAUAAAAACAGUUAUUGAAUGUGUGGGGGAAGACCCGGACCGUGAAGGGGUUAUGAAGACACCCAUGCGCUACGCCCAAGCUCUCAUGUUCUUCACUCAGGGAUAUGAGCAGAAUAUGAAAGACAUUAUCAAUCAGGCUGUCUUUGAGGAGGAUCAUGACGAAAUGGUCAUUGUCAAGAACAUAGACAUCUUCUCUUUGUGCGAGCACCAUAUGGUCCCCUUUGUGGGAAAGGUCAGCAUCGGAUAUAUACCGGAUAAGCGCGUGCUCGGUUUGAGCAAACUGGCUCGGAUAGCCGAAAUGUUCAGCCGCCGUUUACAGGUACAGGAGCGACUUACAAAGCAGAUCGCCAUGUCGCUUCAGGAGAUCUUAAAACCGCAAGGCGUUGCUGUCACAAUGGAAGCAUCGCACAUGUGUAUGGUCAUGCGUGGUGUGCAGAAACCGGGCAGUAGCACUGUCACAAGUUGCAUGCUUGGUGUCUUUAGAGAGGACCCGAAAACCAGGGAAGAGUUCUUAAGACUCAUCCGAUCCCAGGGGCUGUAG